AUUUUAAUUUUCCGAUUUCAUAGCCAUGGCAUAAGCACAGCAACACUCGCCCAAUUUUAAUUUUCUUAAUUAUUUUUUUCGUCGUCACCAUUUCUCUGUUAUCUUCUCUCAAAUCCGCAGCUUCCACUUUCUCCCAAAUUCGAUAUCUCUGCAAUCGUUUUAGGGUUAGGGUUUCGAUCCCCUUUCUCCUUCAAUUUAAUUCAGGACUGCGGGACCUGAUUUUCCUCCCGUCGUGCUUUGGACGGAGGACGCCAUGGGAGGUGACGCUGCCGCCGCUGAGAGUGCCACGACGGAGUCGAACGCCGCCGCUGCCGGAGUCAACAUCAAUAUUCGCUGCUCCAAUGGUUCAAAGUUUUCCGUUCAGAUUACCCUCGAUUCCACCGUUGCAUCCUUCAAGGACAUCGUGGCUCGCAACUGCGACAUUCCUGCCGAUCAACAGCGUCUGAUUUACAAGGGUCGGAUCCUCAAGGACGAUCAAACCCUCCAAAGCUACGGUUUGGAGGCAGAUCACACUGUCCACUUGGUUCGUGGCUUUGCUCCUUCCAACACCACUGGUGGGACUAAUAGUAGUGGUGCCAAUACCACUACAACUAACACGAGAGGUGUUGGUGCUAAUGAGGGUGGUGGGGGUUUAGGAGGGCCUGGAUUUGGAGCUUCACUGUUCCCCGGGCUUGGUGGUAAUGGGAUGGGGGGUAGUGGCCUCAAUGGCUUAUUUGGAGCGGGCUUUCCGGACCUUGAACAAAUGCAGCAACCCUUUUUAUCAAAUCCUAACUUGGUGAGAGAUAUAAUGAACACGCCUGCCAUGCAGAAUUUGAUAAAUAAUCCAGAGAUAGUGCGGAAUCUUAUAAUGAAUAACCCACAAAUGCAAGAACUCAUGGAUAGAAACCCUGAGCUGGCACACAUACUUAAUGAUCCCAGCACUCUUCGUCAGACGCUUGAAGCUACAAGGAACCCUGAGAUCAUGCGCGAAAUGAUGAGGAAUACAGACAGAGCAAUGAGCAACAUUGAAUCUUCUCCCGAGGGAUUCAACAUGCUGAGGCGCAUGUAUGAAAAUGUUCAAGAACCAUUUUUAAAUGCCACUACAAUGGCGGGUAACACAGGAAAUGAUGGUGCAGCAGUCAGGAACCAAUCAACUAAUCCCUCGACUACUAAUUCUGAAGCAACUUCCCCUGUACCUAAUACUAACCCACUUCCUAAUCCUUGGUCCGCCACUGGAACUGGAGGUGCCCAAAAUAACACUAGAAGGGCAACAACUACUGGUGGGGAUGCUCGACAGCAGACACCCACUGGCUUAGGAGGGCUUGGACUGCCAGAUCUUGAAGGCAUGAUGGGUGGGAUGCCAGAUGCUGCUAUGUUGACCCAGUUAAUGCAAAAUCCAGCUAUUUCACAAAUGAUGCAAAGUAUCCUUUCCAAUCCACAGACUAUGAAUCAGCGUGGCAUGCCUGAUUUAAAUUCUCUAAGGGAGGUGAUGCAAAACCCAGAGUUUCUUCGUCUGUUUUCCUCACCUGAGACACUGCAGCAACUCUUGUCUUUUCAGCAAGCUCUUUUGUCUCAGCUUGGUCAGCAACAAUCAACACAGGAACCAGGUCAAACAGGUGGAGGCACUGGACCGAUUAACAACAGCUUGGGUCUGGAGAUGUUAUCAAGCAUGUUUGGUGGACUUGGAGCUGGUAGCCUGGCUGUUCCUAACAGAUCAAAUGAGCCACCUGAGCAAUUGUAUGCCACCCAGCUUUCUCAGCUUCAAGAGAUGGGGUUCUUUGACACACAAGAGAACAUAAGGGCUCUUAUUGCUACAUCAGGGAACGUUCAUGCAGCAGUUGAACGGCUUUUGGGGAAUUCUGGACAGUAGCAGGUGGUAAGGGACACAGGACUAGCAAUUAAAUCCCAAACGCUAGAAUCUGGUGUGAGAUAUUUGCCCAUUUAGCUUUCAAUUUUCGUCAUGGAUUUAUGUUUAAACAAAUCUAUUGAUUUUUUUCCCUUUCACAUGAUAUCCAGAAUUUAGUAUUACAUCCAAUACUCCAAUGUCCAAUGAUUAAAUUAUACCUUCAGCUACAUGAAAGUACAAGGCCUUUUGUACCAUAUACGUGUAAUUCUAACUUGCCUGUUUGCAAGGAUUGGGUUCAUAGAUACAUUCAAAAGAAGGGGUUUAUAUUGGAACAUGAAUUUAAAUAUAUAAUUUAUGAACUUUUGUUUGUCAUUUUAGUUGUUAAUCCUGUUGAAAAUCACAUAACGGUUAACGACUCAAGUGGCGAACGAGUCUUUUUAUAUA
Messenger RNA from Cajanus cajan (pigeon pea), 2269 nucleotides. RefSeq names its product ubiquitin domain-containing protein DSK2b. Gene Ontology annotation, biological process: ubiquitin-dependent protein catabolic process. Gene Ontology annotation, cellular component: cytosol. The record is from RefSeq and is a predicted model, not a curated record. NCBI's taxonomy places the organism in Eukaryota, Viridiplantae, Streptophyta, Magnoliopsida, Fabales, Fabaceae. Gene Ontology annotation, molecular function: polyubiquitin modification-dependent protein binding.